This is a messenger RNA of Bombina bombina (fire-bellied toad), 633 nucleotides long. RefSeq names its product ribosomal protein L23a (gene RPL23A). The transcript has 5 exons. Gene Ontology annotation, molecular function: structural constituent of ribosome; rRNA binding. The record is from RefSeq and is a predicted model, not a curated record. NCBI's taxonomy places the organism in Eukaryota, Metazoa, Chordata, Amphibia, Anura, Bombinatoridae. Gene Ontology annotation, cellular component: ribosome; cytosolic large ribosomal subunit. Gene Ontology annotation, biological process: translation; ribosomal large subunit assembly. Bases 113 to 580 code for a protein of 155 amino acids.
ACUACGACUCCCAUGUGACUUUGCUGAGACUUAUUGUAGGUCUCGCGUGAGAUUUAUACUCGCGCCCCUGUAAUAUUGAGCGGAAACCCCUUAGCUCUUCCUUUUCCCUAAGAUGGCCCCGAAAGCAAAGAAGGAAGCUGUCCCUGCCAAGACUGAGGCAAAGUCUAAGGCCCUGAAGGCCAAGAAGGCUGUUCUAAAAGGAGUGCACAGUCAUAAGAAGAAGAAAAUCAGGACUACACCUACCUUUAGAAGACCUAAAACUCUGAGGUUGAGAAGACAACCCAAGUACCCCAGAAAGAGUGCUCCCACAAGGAACAAGCUUGACCAUUAUGCCAUCAUUAAAUUUCCCUUGACCACUGAGUCAGCCAUGAAGAAGAUUGAGGACAACAAUACAUUAGUUUUUAUUGUUGAUGUCAAGGCCAACAAGCACCAAAUCAAACAGGCUGUGAAGAAACUGUAUGACAUAGAUGUCGCUAAAGUGAACACACUUAUUAGGCCUGAUGGUGAGAAGAAGGCAUACGUCCGUCUUGCUCCAGAUUACGAUGCAUUGGAUGUGGCUAACAAGAUUGGCAUCAUCUAAACCUACUGUGGGAAGAUCUGUACAGAAAUAAAAUAAAUGAAAACUUCUUUUUC